AUGGCCUUCAUGGUAGGCCUGUUCUUGGGGGAGUUGCUCAGGCAGAGGGCGGCCAGCGCCGCCACCCUCUGCGCGCCCUUGGUGGAGUACUGCCCGUCGAGAUUGGGGUCCAUUAUGCGGGAGAACCUCCGCGGGUCGUUCAGCCAUGGCCGCGCCCACUCGACCAGGUUCUGCUCCCUGUUGGGCCUGCUCUUAUCCACCGACCGCCGCCCGGAGAGCAGCUCCAGCAGCACCACGCCGAAGCUGUAG
Molecule: messenger RNA, 249 nt
Organism: Spirodela intermedia
Lineage: Eukaryota; Viridiplantae; Streptophyta; Magnoliopsida; Alismatales; Araceae
Source: the annotation of a GenBank genome assembly